AUCAAAUCAUCUUCUCCUCUCAAAAAAUCGUAAAUGCAUUUUUUUCUCCCUAGUAUUUGACGCCUUUUCAUAUCUGCUAGUCUAUUAGAAGAAGGCCAACAUCAAUUCCAGAUCGACCAAAUCCCUUACACCAGAAAGUGUACUCAAAAUGAGAAUCCAAAAAGGAAUGAAAAUUUCACGUCUCAAUCUCCUCCUUAUUGCUAUCUUGAUCUCAUGUUUGUUGGUAGUGACUCAUGGGAAAGAUGAGAUCAGUACAAAUGAAAUGGUGGUAGCAAGUACUCCAACAAAUCCAACUAAAAUGGGAAAAGCUGGUUGUGAUGAGGAAGGUAGCAAUGGUGAGAAGUGCAAAGAUGGAAGCGAGAGAAGUGGUAUAAUUAGUGGUUCAGAAGAUCAUAAUGGUUUAGAGGUUGAAGACUAUAUCUACACACAGUCCCUUCCUUGAAUAUUAGGUUUUUUCAGAUUAUCAUCGGUUUUUUACUUGAUUUUCAGUAAAUCUGGUGGUCAUCCAUGUUGUAAUGUUCAUCAUUAUGAAGGGAAAAAGCAACG
Molecule: messenger RNA, 546 nt
Organism: Oldenlandia corymbosa var. corymbosa
Lineage: Eukaryota; Viridiplantae; Streptophyta; Magnoliopsida; Gentianales; Rubiaceae
Source: the annotation of a GenBank genome assembly